Messenger RNA from Talaromyces stipitatus ATCC 10500, 1518 nucleotides. RefSeq lists its product as uncharacterized. The record is from RefSeq and is a predicted model, not a curated record. Gene Ontology annotation, cellular component: U5 snRNP. Lineage: Eukaryota; Fungi; Ascomycota; Eurotiomycetes; Eurotiales; Trichocomaceae. The coding region runs from base 1 to 1518 and encodes 505 amino acids. Gene Ontology annotation, molecular function: protein binding. The transcript has 2 exons.
AUGUCCAGAUCAGUACGGCCGAAACGCGCCGGCGAGGAUUACGCUCGCACCCACCAAGCGGAAGACGAACUUGACGGGCCCUCAAAUACCAAGAAACCACGCUUCGAUCUACGCAACCCAUCCGCACUAGCACCAGACGAGCUCGAGGAUGACGCCGUCCUAGACGCAGACGAAAUCGGUCGUCGAGGCCAAGGCGUUCGUCGCAAUGCAGUUAAUCUAGAUGGGUAUCAAUCAGACAGCGAAAACGAGGGAUUCGAUGCGCGAGUAGAAGCUAAAGCUAGAGCUAAGCGGCGACAACAGAAACAACAAGCUGGUGGCGAUGACGACGAUGAUAUGUUUGCAGAUGAUAUGGAAGAAGAGGUCGAAGAGGAGAUGGGAGAAGAUGAAGCUUAUAGGAAAAACAAGAAAAACGUGCGCUUUUUAAGGGAUGAUGAAAUAGAAGGGCAAGCAAAUAAAUCGCGAGGUGGUCGUGCUGUUCAUGUCGACCUGUCGAGACCACUUGAUGUGCGAGGGGCAGAAGAUGUGGAGAGUGAGAGUGAAAGCGAAGUUGAUGAAACGGAGCGAGCGCGAGUCGAUGAGGGCAUGGAUGAGGAGGUUGGAGCAGGUGGAAAAAAGACACAUGCGCCGUUGAUAGAUGCAUUCAACAUGCGCGCGGAACAAGAAGAAGGUCGGUUCGAUGAGCAAGGGAAUUACGUCCGGAAAGCUGCAGAUCCCGACGCGAUUCACGAUACAUGGCUGGAUGGUGUUUCGAAGAAGGAUAUUCGUCGCGCCAAAGAAGCGGCCGACAAGAGGGAGAAUGAACGAAGAGAACGCGACAAGAAGAAUGAUAGUAUACUUGCGGCCGAUCUUUUACGGACACUUAUCACGCACAUGCAACGCGGGGAGACGGUCCUGGAAGCGCUUGCGCGAUUAGGCAAAGGUCUUCGCAAGAAACCGAAAUGGCAGCUAAAGAACAAGAGUAAAAAUAAGAAGUCAAAAGCAGAAAGCAACGGAGAUGAAGAUGUCGAAAUGACAGAAGAGAAUCCCGAAGAAACAGCGCGAAAGAAGGCUAUUGACGACGUAACAGGCGCAGCCGACCUGCUCUUAACGAGAGGCCAAACAGAGAUAUACGAUCAAGAGAGGGAGAUGCUUACUCGACAGUUUAAGCGUGAAACGGGCGAAGAUUGGGUUGAUCCACCUGAAGUGGAUGACACUCAGGUUGCAGACGGCAACAAAGCUGCAGAUUCAGGCACACUAUGGGAGUAUAGAUGGUCUGACGCGCGGGACGGGGGUGAGACGCAUGGCCCCUACGAUAGUGCUAUGAUGCAGUCAUGGAAUGACGCGGGAUAUUUUGGGGAGGGAGUAGAAUUUCGCCGAGUAGGGGGUGCGGAGGAUGACUGGAGCGAGAAGAGUCCCCGUCCAUACGAAAAGAAACAAGGGCUGCUUUUGAAAUCCAAACCACCGUCAAAAGAUCGCCACUCUAGGUACGCCGUCACAAGAAUUGUGGACAUAAAACUCAAAUCAAAACAAAAGAGAUGA